AUGCCAUACAUUCACCCCGCCAAUUACCCCACAGAUAUUCCGGAGGGUGGCUGGCAUGCGGACGUUGACGAUGCUGACGACUUCCGUCUCCCGUCCGGCCUCGACACGGAUCUCUUUCUCUACCGUGCUGAGCAUACAGAUGGCCCGCUCUUCUGGGUCAUAAAGGAGAACGCGCACAUGGCCGCGCACUCACCCAUCGCAGAGCAGCUCGCCGCAGCCAUCGGCUUCUCCAAGGAUCGUCUCAUCCGCAGUCCCCGGGCUGAGGUCAGCACACUUCAGGCCCAGCCACCGCAGCCACAGGGCCCUCUGGGUGCCGCUCCGGCCGCCACCCCUCGUCCCCAACAAGUACGCCUUCCCCUGCCGCAUAGUUUCAGUGGCAUACCCACCAAAGAGGGUGCAUACGACCCGGAGCCGUGCGACUUUACCGUCAGCCUACACCAUUACGUGGCCACCCAGAGUCAGGAACUGGGAGUACCCUUUGACAAAGAUCGGAAGAUCCGUAUCUUCUCCAGCUUCCUUGAGCAGAACGCGGCCCGGUGGUAUCAUCAAUUGCUCGACAAGCGCGACCGUGCUUGGCAAGGCGCUCAACCGUACACCGGCCCCCUGUCCUCGUCAGACGCCCUCGUUCAGGCCUUCUUGCGCGAAUAUGAGGACGUCAACAUCCGCGCCACAGCCAAGCACAAGAUCUGUACCCUUCAGCAGGACGGCAUGGCAGAAGCGCAUGUGCGCUUCUUCAAGGAGUACGCCAUGCUCAGCGGCUAUGGCAAAGAGGCGCUCGUCGACUGGUUCAAGUCAAGCCUCAAGGUCGCCUUGAAGGACAAGGUCAACGGGCAGGGCAAGCAGCACCCAACUACGCUGGAGGGCUGGUAUGAGGAUGCCAUCCUCUUUGACCGGCAGUAUUGGGAGCAUCAGCUGGAUUGCAUGUUGGCGUGCAAGUCUUCACAGCCGGCCACCGGCAAUACGUCCUCGCGCACCAGUCUGCCGGCGCAAACAACAACCCCAGCCGUCCCACAGAUGGCUCGCAGCAGCAGCAGGCACUGCGCAACACCAACCAGUGGCAGCCGUGCAACGGCAAUUGGCGCCCCUGGGGCGCUCCCACCCAACAACAGCGCGUACCGGCACCAGCGGCCAACACUGGUGUAG
Molecule: messenger RNA, 1143 nt
Organism: Peniophora sp. CBMAI 1063
Lineage: Eukaryota; Fungi; Basidiomycota; Agaricomycetes; Russulales; Peniophoraceae
Source: the annotation of a GenBank genome assembly